Messenger RNA from Cottoperca gobio, 1972 nucleotides. RefSeq names its product OTU deubiquitinase 1 (gene otud1). Lineage: Eukaryota; Metazoa; Chordata; Actinopteri; Perciformes; Bovichtidae. Gene Ontology annotation, molecular function: cysteine-type deubiquitinase activity. The transcript has 2 exons. Gene Ontology annotation, biological process: protein K63-linked deubiquitination. The record is from RefSeq and is a predicted model, not a curated record. Bases 16 to 1392 code for a protein of 458 amino acids.
UGAGCGGCCAACAGGAUGAGCCCGGCUGCGCCGUUCAGUAUAAAGGACUCCUUCAAAAUGCAGCUGUACAACAGUGUGCUGACACACUACCCGAGGUCGUCUCGCAAAGUUACAAUAACUUUAUCGACCAGAUCUGAGCGUUUGAACGGGACAACAGCAAGUUCCUCUGACGCGCAUAAACCAGGAUUUACACAACCGUUCGCAACUUCAACGACCAACAGCGAUCCGGUGAGAGAGGCUGCUUCUUCUGCAAACAUGCCUGCGUUGUCAUGUUACGAAGCUUCAUCAAUGAGGCCAGUUUACUUCACAUCGACUGCUGAGAUAUCAAUCCGCAGACCUGAUGGAGUAGAGAGGUCUGUGCCUGUCCAUGUCGUCAGGGAGUCCAAGACUAAACCUGACUCACCUGGUGAAAGUAUCCUCUGUGGUAACUGUGGCUCUGAUGUGAUUGUGGACUUGAUAGAUCGUCUAAGAAAUGGGACGGAUGAGCUUUUUCAUGACUGCCCACAGCUGGUUGGGAAUCACCUUUUCAACAGUAACAACGUCUGCAGACCCAGAAUAAAAGAAAACAAGAGGAUGGUAGAAAAUUCAAGUGAGGAUGAUACCGUUUCAGUGACCAACGCCCCCGUCAGAAGCAAUGGAUGGGCCUUAUUACAUGAAGAGGAGCUAGAUCAACCUGCAGAGCUAAUACAGGAAGAUUUUAGGGAUCUGAGCAGUGGCAAAGCUGCUCCAGCUUCGGAUGAGAAACAGGCCUUUGAGCUCAGCGUUCUGCAGGAUUCGCCUCCACAGAGAUUCCAAGAGGAUACCAACAAUAAAGUCACCCGGUACCUGGCUGAAGUGGAGAAACAAAACAAGUACCUACAGGAGGGGCAUAAAUACAGGUACCACAUCAUUCCAGAUGGCAACUGUCUGUACAGAGCUGUGUGCAAAGCCACGUACGGGGACCAGGCGAGGCACGGAGAGCUGAGGGAGCAGACGGUGCACCACAUUGCUGACCACUUGGAAGAGUUCAACCCCAUCGUUGAAGGGGAUGUAGGAGAGUUCCUGAUCAGCGCAGCGCAGGAUGGUGCCUGGGCGGGGUACCCUGAGCUUCUCGCCAUGAGCCAGAUGCUGAAUGUCAACAUCCACCUGACAACAGGGGGGAGCUCGGAGAGCCCCACCGUCUCCACCAUGGUGCACUAUCUCGGGGAGGAGGACGCCUCCAAAGUGUCUAUCUGGCUGAGUUGGCUGAGCAAUGGUCACUACGACGUCCUCCUGGACAAGAGUCUCCCCAACCCAGAGUACGAGGACUGGUGCAGACACUCGCAGAUGCAGAGGAAACGAGAUGAGGAAAUGGCAAAGUCCAUGGCUGCCUCAUUAUCCAAAAUGUACAUUGAGCAAAAUGGAUCUGCGUGAAAGAAAUACUGUAUGUGGAGAAUUAAAGGCUGCACACUGAUGCAGUAGAAUGCAGAAGCACUGACUCUGCUUGGUUUCUAUAGGCUUGAAAAUAUUAUUUUUUUAUAAGGAUUUAUAUUACGAGGGAAAGGAAGUGCAGUGCACAUACUUUGUUUUUUGUAUAUGCCAGCGUUGCCAAAUUAGUGGCAGUGGUUUCUGAAAGUUUUUGAAAGUGUGUGAGCCUGUUCUUUUUGAUAGUUUGGGUUAUGUUGAUAAGGAUUUAAAUGCUUUAAUGCUGAUAAAUGAAUGUACAUGGAAGUGGAACUGUAUUUAUUUGCCUUUUAUUGGCAGACCUGAUAUUUUUCUAUAAUGUUUCUGCUUUGUGGGCCUUUGCCAAUGACAGAUACAUUUGGUUUGCCAGUUGUCACUAUAGCUACUGUUUAAUAUCUCUAGAGCUACUCUCUUUUGCACAAAAGUCCUAUCAGACAAGUCCAGAGAGUUUGGUUUGUGUCAGAACUAUUGAAGGGUUCUUUUUCUAUUAUUCCAGUUCUUUUUAGGCUUUUGACAAAAUAUCACAAAAUAAAGUUUUGAAAAAAAACGA